AUGCUCAAGCUGCGCCGGUGCUUCACGACGGACGCCGCAACGAGCGCGCUCCACACGCUCUUCGCCUCGGUGGCGGCUCAAGAGAUGUCGGCGGACGACGCGAUGGUGCAGUGGCGACACGUCGAGUACGAUGUGCUCGAGGCCUUUGCCAAGCUCGACGGGCAGCGUUCGGCGCGAACGGGAUUUCCUGAAGUCGUUUACGCCGAGGGCAAAACGUCUUCCCAAGUCGCUUCGAUCCUCCGAGCGAUGCAAAAGUCCACGGACGUGGUCAUGGCCACGCGCGUGAGUGCUUCGAUGGCCGCCGACGUCCUUUCUGAGCCCGGCCUCGAGAGCCUCGAAUACAACGCGGUCGCUCGCAUUUUGGCCAAGCCCAUCGAGGCGACCCGCCCGCCUCUCAACAAGAUCGUAUGCGUCUUGUGCGCCGGAACAUCUGACUUGCCCGUCGCCGAGGAGGCAGCCGUGACGCUAGAGCUCGCGGGGCUCGACGUGCGGCGCAUCUAUGACGUGGGCGUAGCCGGCUUGCACCGCCUCUUGCGCCACCGCCGCGCGGUCGAGGACGGCGACGUCAUCAUCGUCGUGGCCGGCAUGGAUGGCGCCCUUCCGGGUGUCGUCGGAGGGCUGACGACCAAGCCGAUCAUCGCCGUGCCCACCAGCGUCGGGUAUGGCGCGGCAUUUGCGGGUCUGGCGCCGCUACUAACCAUGCUCAACGCGUGCUCGCCGGGCGUCGGCGUGGUCAACAUCGACAACGGUUUUGGCGCUGCCGUCCUCGCCCAUCGCAUCGUCGCGGCGCACCCCAAGACAACGUCAACGACAUGA
Messenger RNA from Saprolegnia diclina VS20, 816 nucleotides. RefSeq lists its product as hypothetical. The transcript has 8 exons. The coding region runs from base 1 to 816 and encodes 271 amino acids. Gene Ontology annotation, molecular function: hydrolase activity. The record is from RefSeq and is a predicted model, not a curated record. Gene Ontology annotation, biological process: 'de novo' IMP biosynthetic process. Lineage: Eukaryota; Oomycota; Saprolegniomycetes; Saprolegniales; Saprolegniaceae.